AUGAUGCCGAAUGUUGCUCCAAACAGCUACUAUUUAAACAUACCGAAUGCCAAUUCGACCUCAACGACUACGUCCUCGAUCUUUUCUGAUCUCAACAAGGAGUACGAGUCAAAGAUUAAAGAAAUCGAAGAAUAUUAUAUAAAGACACUGCUCAAUGAAAAUACCGAUAAUGAUGACAGCAGCAGCUCCGAGGGGCAUAAUAUAAAUGAAACGGACAUUUUAAGUGAAUACUCACCAAGGCCUUCUCCUUGGUUACCAUCCAAACCAAACUGUUAUCAUCCGUUGGGAGAUUUUAAAGACUUGAUCAUAUCAGAUUCCAGACCUACAAAUACAUUACCUAUUAAUAACCCUUUCGCAGGCAAUAAUAACAUCUCAACACUUGCUACAACUGAGAAAAAACGUAAGAAAAGGUCACUCGAAGUUGAGAUUAACCCUACUUACACGACAAGUGCAUUUUCAUUACCCCUGACAGCGGAGAAUUUACAAAAACUAUCUCAGGUGGAUUCUCAGUCUACUGGACUUCCAUACACACUUCCAAUUCAGAAAACAACAAAACUGGAACCUUGUAGAAGGGCACCUUUGCAGCUUCCUCAAUUAGUCAAUAAGACCUUAUACAAAACUGAGCUCUGUGAAUCUUUUACUAUUAAAGGCUAUUGUAAGUAUGGAAAUAAAUGCCAAUUUGCUCAUGGUCUUAAUGAACUGAAAUUCAAGAAAAAAUCAAACAAUUAUAGAACUAAACCUUGCAUAAAUUGGUCGAAGUUAGGCUACUGUCCGUACGGUAAGCGUUGCUGUUUCAAACACGGUGAUGAUAAGGACGUUGAAAUAUAUCAAAAUGCUAACGAUGGAAGAAGUAAGGAUACGGCGUUGACUCCACUUCCUACUUCCCUAGCCCCAAGCAACAACGAUAAUAUCACUAAUUUGAGUAAGCCUAGGAACUUACAUACUAGUGUUAAAGCAUUGCAAAGGAUGACUUGGUAG
This is a messenger RNA of Saccharomyces cerevisiae S288C, 978 nucleotides long. It is a transcript of the gene CTH1, whose product is annotated as putative mRNA-binding protein CTH1. The record is from RefSeq and is marked reviewed. Bases 1 to 978 code for a protein of 325 amino acids. The transcript has a single exon. Gene Ontology annotation, biological process: intracellular iron ion homeostasis; nuclear-transcribed mRNA catabolic process; negative regulation of mitochondrial translation. Gene Ontology annotation, molecular function: mRNA binding; metal ion binding. Lineage: Eukaryota; Fungi; Ascomycota; Saccharomycetes; Saccharomycetales; Saccharomycetaceae.